Messenger RNA from Didymodactylos carnosus, 339 nucleotides. The record is from the annotation of a GenBank genome assembly. NCBI's taxonomy places the organism in Eukaryota, Metazoa, Rotifera, Eurotatoria, Philodinida, Philodinidae.
AUGGCAAUACCAUCUGGUUCGUCGAACGAUGGCGCUGGUUAUGAAAAAUUUGGUUUACAACUUUACAAUGAAAUCAGCAAGAGUGACGGCAGGAAUGAAAAUGUAUUUCUUUCACCGGCGAGUAUGGCUCUUGCCAUGUCAAUGUGUACAGCAAAAGCUAAAAAUGAAACACUUGCUCAAAUGUUGAUAACAAUGAAUUAUAAAUCGAUUACUGAUUUAAAUUGUACUGCACAAACCGUCAUGGAAGUCAUUUUAUCUGCAGAUGAAGGUGACAUCAAAUUGAAAUUGGCCAAUCGUUUGUAUGCUCAGAAGAACUGUCAAAUAUUGAACGAAUAUUGA